This is a messenger RNA of Symbiodinium natans, 345 nucleotides long. The record is from the annotation of a GenBank genome assembly. Lineage: Eukaryota; Dinophyceae; Suessiales; Symbiodiniaceae.
AUGUACAGGCCCUACUUCUCAUUCGAUGAAGUUAUCAUCUUCGAUGCCCAUGCUCUGGAGGUGCCCGCCAUCUUCAACACCACCGAGUCACGAGUCGCGUUUAGGCAAGCAUCCCUGCACGUCGCAACCAGAGACGAAUCAGAUCUGAUCUACAUGCUGCCUUCACUUGUGAAAGAGGAUGACUUUGUAGUGCUCAUGUGGGACACAGACUUGGUGGGCAUUUUUGGGACCCUUGAAUGGGGCUUGUUGGCGGACCUCCUGUCGCAAAAGCACAGUCUCGUCGAUGAACUCUACAUCGAGCUGCAUUUCCUGUACGGCCAGUGCCCAGGGUUCACUUAUAUAUAG